Molecule: messenger RNA, 1195 nt
Organism: Magallana angulata
Lineage: Eukaryota; Metazoa; Mollusca; Bivalvia; Ostreida; Ostreidae
Biological process (GO): protein neddylation
Cellular component (GO): nucleus
Molecular function (GO): NEDD8 transferase activity
Source: RefSeq, a predicted model, not a curated record
AUCUGCCCCGGGUGAGGAUCGAACUCACGACCUUCAGAUCGCUCUGUGUUUAAUUGAUUAUGAGACUGACGCGCUACCUACUGCGCUACCGAGGCUUGACGUCGCCAACUUUGAAGUACCAACAGAGAUAUUUCAUCAUCCAUUCCAUUAAGGUAUAUAACAGUGAAUUUCACGUUCAUGUUUAUACCACUGAUAAUCACCGAUGGGGAAGGCUGAAAAAUGAACCACAGAAUGUGAACGUAAUUCUUCACGCACUGCCCAGUGCGUUUUAACACAAAAAAUUAAAAUGUAUCCUACCAAAAAGCUGAGGAAAUCUGAAGUGCAACAUAAAUAUGGGAACUACACACAAAGUAGUAAAAGACUUUUACCGUCUGCUGAAGAACAUAACCAGCUUUUCAGAUGGCCAGGCCAAAAUUCUGGAAAAUGAAGGGUCGCCCACAGAUCCUGACGUUGGAGAGGAUGCAAAGUUUGCAUUUCAAGUAGACAUCACUCCAAAUGGGGGACCCUAUCUCGGAGGUACCUUUAGAUUCAAGAUUGUUGUUGAGAAUGAGAAUCGAUGGCCCCAGGACCCACCAACUGUACGAUGUUUAACGGAUAUCUACCAUCCAAACAUUGAUAAUUUUGACGAAGGGGAGUACUCCAAUGUUUGUGUGAAUGCCCUCGAUCUCUGUACUUGGGAUAGUCAGUUUGACUUUGAGACUUGCAUCCAGUCUCUUCUUUUUCUCUUCUAUGAGCCAAACUUUGAUGAUGUUCUGAGCUUGAUUUGCUGUUCAGAUGAAAAUUUUCAAGAGCUGGUGCAGACUUCUCUUAAAGGUGGCAUUGUAGAUGGAAUCCCUUUCAAACCUAAUGAAGGCUGGUUAAAGAAGAAAGGAGGAGGCAAUUCUAGUCAGGAAAAAGAAAAUGAAAUAGACACUUGAGCAGAAAAAAGAAGUUUCUGUUACUGUAUUAGAUUGUCAGGGCCUAUGUACUCAACACUUAGAGUGAAUGACGCAUGGAUCAAUUUAAUUGUUCUGACCAUUUGUUGUUGUUGAAAUAAAAUUAAGUCAUUUUGAAGGAAUUGUUUUCUUCAUUAGUUUGUGACAAAACUUUGUUUAAACUAAAAUGUAGCGCAUAGCCACAUUCACCUACUGAUUAUGGGCCAAGCUGGUGGGGUUUUUAUUGCCCCUAUAAAUAAAUCAUGCCCAAAUCUAUUGUU